Messenger RNA from Bombyx mandarina (wild silkworm), 849 nucleotides. RefSeq names its product juvenile hormone acid O-methyltransferase. The record is from RefSeq and is a predicted model, not a curated record. Lineage: Eukaryota; Metazoa; Arthropoda; Insecta; Lepidoptera; Bombycidae.
AUGAGCGAACAAAACAGUCAGAAAUACAAGGCAAAGAGUUUCGCAAUGAACGAUGACGCUGCCUUGUAUCAGAAAAGUAAUUGUUAUCCUAGACGCGACGCUGUUGACGUGUUGACAGAAUUCCUACCCAAAUUCAAAUGGAAGGAAGGCAAAAAGAGGAUCUUUGAUAUCGGCUGUGCCGACGGUAGCGUCACUAAUAUUAUUAGCGCGUUUUGUAACAACGAUUACGAAGUGUUCGAAGCGUGUGACAUAAAUGAACGGUCCGUGAAAUACGCUACAGAAUACUACGGAACUGACAAAAUGAUUUUCCGCGUGAUGGACAUAGAGGGGCAACUGCCGAAAGAGAUGAAUGGGAAGUUUGAUAACGUUUUCUCGUUCUAUACGCUGCAGUGGAUCAAGAAUCAAGAGAAAGCAUAUCAAAACAUUUACGACUUGAUGGCAAAGGACGGUGAAUGCUUGUUGACUCUCCUGGCUCGGAUACCUGUAUACAGCCUCUUCAAUGCACUGAAGGAUACCGACACAUGGGGAUAUUUGCUUAAAGACAUCAAUCAAUUCAUCUCACCUUAUCAUGAUGUUUCCGAUCCAGACGUGAUAAUACAGUCGUUAUUGGAGAAAGUUGGCUUCCAGUAUGUGGACGUGCGUUGCAGACAAAAGAAAUAUGAAUUCAAGGACAUACAACAGCUGAGAAAUAUAUUAGAAGCUGUAAGCCCCUUCAAUGUGGACAAAGAACUCUACGAGCAAUUCUUUGACGAUAUCAUGGAAGUCGCGGAAGAUAUGAGAAUCAUUGAUAGACGCACAAAGACCGCCACAUUUCACUACAAUUUAAUUGUUAUACACUGUAGGAAAUGA